UGAGCGUGAACAGUACAGACCUAUUUGCAUUAGACAGCUCCAUGGUGAUGUUAUUGUCUCUGUGUACACACUCAUUCACACACACUUUUCACCUGCUGGGAUGUUACACAGGUGAUCUGGAGGAGGGGAGGCCUCCUGGUUUUAUUCUGGUGAAAAGCAGACAGAAAGUGUGUGUGAUACAGCCUGAGUGUGGUUGGAUCAGGUUAGAUCAGGUGUGGUUGGGUAAGGUGUGGCACACAGAGAGCUGUCCCUGCAGGUGAGGCAGCGGAGGACACACAGCUCAGCCCCGAAACACCACCUUCUGUCUGCCGUUAUCCACCGACCACCGGGCACCGCCGGAGACUCGGAGGAAGAUGAACUGGGGCUUUCUGGAGAACGUCCUCAGCGGGGUGAACAAGUACUCGACCGUUAUCGGGCGCAUCUGGCUCUCCGUGGUCUUCCUCUUCAGAAUCUUGGUGUACGUGGCGGCGGCUGAGCAGGUGUGGAAGGAUGAACAGAAGGAUUUCGUGUGCAACAUCCAGCAGCCCGGCUGCGAGAACGCUUGCUUCGACCACUUCUUCCCCAUCUCGCAGGUGCGCCUCUGGGCUCUGCAGCUCAUCAUGGUGUCCACGCCGUCCCUGCUGGUGGCCCUGCACGUGGCCUACAGGGAGCACCGGGAGGCCAAACACAAGCGGAAACUUUACAAGGACAAAGGGAGCAUCGACGGAGGUCUGUUCUGCACCUACGUCAUCAGCCUGGUCUUCAAGAUAACCUUCGAGACGGGCUUCCUGCUCGCGUUCUACUUUCUGUACAACGGCUUCGAGGUGCCCAUGCUGCUCCGCUGCGACCAGAGUCCCUGUCCCAACACGGUGGACUGUUACAUCGGCAAAGCCACGGAGAAGAAGAUCUUCCUCUACAUCAUGGGCUGCACGUCCAUACUGUGCGUCGCUCUGAACUUUGUGGAGCUCAUGUACAUUGUGUGGAAGCAGCUGUGGAAAUGUUUCACCAAGCGGUACAUCCCCGUGGAGGGGAAGGCUGUCGGCCACUCUCGGCAGUCUGUUUCCAUUGUCAACAAGUUUGCCUUCGCUGAGCCCACAGUAAACACAGAGAACAGACCCACACGGCCCGCAUCCAACGCUGAGAACCAGCCUGUCUAGUAGAGUGGGCUGGCACUGACGGAGAGCUCAAAGUGAAACCAACAUGGACACAGUUACCAAAGGUUUCUGUCAGUUGAGAAAAACAGGCCAAGUGAUUAUCAAUAAAAAGAUAGAGAUAAAGAAUAUUUAAUUUAUAUGAGAAUAGAGAUUAGUUAUAGCCUAUUAGGUAAUCUAUCUUUGUAAAGGUGACUGUUACAUUUUAGAUCAUACUAUUCAAAUGCUACAAUUGUAUUGCUUGUGAACAUGUUAAGUGUAAUAAUAAAUUAAUAUAUUCACAUUCAACUAAAUAUGCUCAUCUUUCAGUGAACUAGGGAUGCACCCAUCCAACUUUUUCAGUCCUAAUACUGAUACCUGGGCUUUGAGUAUCGGCCAAAACCGAAUACCGAUCAAAUACCAGUGUUUAGGAUAGGACAGGAUGAACCGUAUUAAUCCCCAAAUAAAAGGGAAACUGGUUUACCACCAUGCACAAAAAACACAACACAAUACGUCAACUACACAAUAGAUAACACCACACAGUUCAUUGAAGGGAAAUACAUAGUUAGAUCAACGAUAAGGGGUCAUAAAAGCUUAAAAGUCUACAGCCAUUAAAAGCAGAAAGUGCAUAGUGCGUUCAGUGAAUGAAUAAAUAGUGAAAGGACACAGUGUCAACAAUGUUCAUUAAAAAGCCUGAUCGUCCUGAACGUCUCAGUGGAGCCGGUUGCUCAUGCAGCUCUUAAUAAAGCAGCUGUUCAGCUCAUCCUGUGACAGAACACCUGAAGCUACCUCCUGGUUCCUUUGCUAUGUGAUGGUCUCCAGAGAAUCUGGAAACAGGCCAAUAAUAGAUCCGGCCUUCUUGAUCAACUUAUUGAUCCUGUUCAAUAUCCACAGCUGUAAUGCUGCCACCCCAACAGACAACAGCAUAGAAAAGAACUCUUGUUAAACAAAUAUGUAAAAGAGGCCUCAUCACUUCAAAUGACCUGAGCU
Molecule: messenger RNA, 2099 nt
Organism: Sebastes umbrosus (honeycomb rockfish)
Lineage: Eukaryota; Metazoa; Chordata; Actinopteri; Perciformes; Sebastidae
Gene: gjb7
Product: gap junction protein beta 7
Exons: 2
Coding region: 354-1136 (260 amino acids)
Biological process (GO): cell communication
Cellular component (GO): connexin complex
Source: RefSeq, a predicted model, not a curated record